Alternaria incomplexa is the source of this 1155-nucleotide messenger RNA. RefSeq lists its product as uncharacterized. The coding region runs from base 1 to 1155 and encodes 384 amino acids. Lineage: Eukaryota; Fungi; Ascomycota; Dothideomycetes; Pleosporales; Pleosporaceae. The record is from RefSeq and is a predicted model, not a curated record. Gene Ontology annotation, cellular component: cytosol. Gene Ontology annotation, biological process: regulation of intracellular signal transduction; cellular response to L-arginine. The transcript is spliced from 2 exons.
AUGAUCACCUUCAAGGAUACCCAACUCGCUCUCAUACACAUCCCGUUGCCUCUGUAUCGCAACUUCCUCCAGUCCAUUCUUCAACUAGUUCUGCCCAAUGCGACGCGCAAGUCUUAUGGGAACGGCUCUGGCGCCGUGCAGCCGCCCAAAGGCUGGCCCUGCGAACAUCCCUUUGUGAAUAUCUCCAUUACACCAGUCGAGUGCUCCAUAGUAUGCUCGAGGACGCUUGCGAGUGAACUAUUUCUGCCUGUUCUCAACCUGCUGGAUCCUGAGUCAAGAGCGUCUGUCAGUAUUACCACAGAUGACUAUGUCGUAAUGCAAGUCGAUGGCGAGGGACUUGAUGCAGGACAACGCGUCUUGGAGCUGACAAGUCCUCUUGCUCUGGCUGGAAUUCCCAUAUUCUUCAUCACCACUUACUUCUCCGACUACAUUUUGGUCCCACUGCGACACCGAUCGCAGGUCGUACAAGCGCUAGAAGAGCGUGGGUUCCAGUUCGAAAAAGACACUUCCUCAUACGUCAACUCCUUCCAACAUGCCCGCAAACACUCAGCCGCAUCACUGGAAGUUCAGCCGCCCAGCACCCCUCCGCCAACCACAAUUUCGGAGCUUCAAACCAGGACCUUCGCUACACUCAAGCGUCGUCACAUCGUUCCCACGGUGGAUUCGAGCAUCCGGCUCGUGCAGUGCGCCGGUCGACGCGACAGUACAAAUGGCAUGUCUCAAGCUCGAAACCGCAACAGCAUGACAACAUCCGCCGACGACGCACUCCACCUCGGUCUCGUAAAAUGCCUCAUCACGCAGCCAUAUCCGAAAUUUUUAUCGCUCACACUAACUGAUACCGAGUCUGCCGCGCUGCUGCUCGACCAAACUUUACUACCGCAUUUCGCGCAAGAUACUCUCCUAGGCUCCAGAGAUGAGUUUUUGACACCCAUCACCUUGGACCUGCGAGGUCUGCCAAUGGAAAGCACCGGUAUCGUGUGCGGUGUAGCUGGCAGAUUAGUCGGCGAAACCACAGGGCAACUGGAGGAUCCUGUUGAGAUGAGUUAUUUGAGCACCGCGCGUGCUGGAACCGUCAUGGUCGCUGAGCAGGAGCUGGAACGUGCACUUGAUGCUCUGCACGGCGCUGAAAGUGGUAUUUUAUCGGCAGAUGAGUAG